AAUAGUCUUAAACCGUUUUUAAAAGUAAAAUUCAUAUUACCCCAUUUCCUGUUUUUGCUUCAAUUGGCUCAUUGUACACUCUCUCCAUGUUCAGAACUAAACUUCAAAAUCUUCACCAUAAAAUCAACACAUUCCUCUCCAUUAAUGGCUUUUCUUCAAACCUCAAAUCCCUUCUUCAAUCCCACGCCUUCAUAAUCACAACUGGUCAUACCCACAACGUGUACAUAGCAGCAAAGCUUAUCUCUCUUUAUGCUUCGAACAAUAACCUCAUUUCUUCAAGAAAAGUGUUUGAUUUCAUCAAUUUUAAAGACCCUUUUCUUUGGAAUUCGAUUAUCAAAGCUUAUUUCUCUAAUGGGAAAUACACAGAAUCGCUUGAGCUUUACUCCAGUAUGCGGGGUUCUAAUGCUCUGCCUAAUCAGUUUACCAUACCAAUGGUUGUUUCUGCUUGUGCGGAACUUGGGUUGGUUGAAAUUGGGAUGGGGGUUCAUGGGUUGGUGUUAAAAUUGAAUCUUUUUGAUGGUAAUAGUGCUGUUGGAGCUUCGUUGGUUUUUAUGUACUCGAAAUGUGGGGUUAUGGAGUAUGCGUCUGAUGUGUUUGAUGAAAUUCCUGUGAGAGAUGUGGUGUCUUGGACUGCGAUUAUAAAAGGGUAUGUAGAGAAUGGACAGAGUGGUAAAGGGUUGGAGUAUUUUUGUUUGAUGUGUAAGAAUGGAGAAGGUGAGGUGAGGCCGAAUUUUCGGACGUUGGAGGGUGGAUUUCAAGCUUGUGGGAAUUUAGGUGCAUUGGUAGAAGGUAAGUGUUUUCAUGGGUUGGCAAUGAAAUCUGGUUUUGGUUGUUAUCAAGUUGUUCAGUCUUCUGUUUUGUUAAUGUACUCGAAAUGUGGUUCAGUUGAAGAAACUUAUAGUUCGUUUUGUGAGGUUGAUGAGAAGGAUUUGUUAUCCUGGACGGUAGUAAUUGGCGUUUAUGCAAAAUAUGGGUGUAUAGAUGAAUGCAUUGAUAUGUUCUUGAAAAUGCUGGCUAGUGGGAUAUCCCCAGAUGGGAUGGUGAUUAGUUGUGUACUUUCUGGUCUAGGUAAUGCCGCGAUGAUUUCUGAAGCUAAGACUUUUCAUGGAUUCAUCUUGAGAAGAAACUAUGAUGAGGAUCACAUGGUUAGUAACACAUUACUGGCCAUGUAUUGUAAGCUUAGACUCUUGAAUUUGGCAGAAAAGAUAUUUAAUAGAGGGAAUGGACAAAACACAGAGGCUUGGAACGUGAUGGCGAUUGGCUAUUGGAAGGACGGAUUAGAAGCCAAGUGCAUUGAUUUAUUCAGAGAUAUGCAAUACUUGGGAGUUGAAUCUGAUGUCAACAGCUUGAUAUCUGUGAUUUCUUCUUGCUCCCGGUUGGAAAAACUUCGUUUAGGUCAAUCUCUGCAUUGUCAUGUUAUAAAAAAUCUGAUGCUUGGAAAUGUUUCUGUCUCCAAUUCUCUAAUAGAUAUGUAUGGAAGAAGCAAGAAUCUAACUUUAUCGUGGAGAGUCUUCUGUAUGAUGACUGAUAAGGAUGUUGUUACGUGGAACACAAUGAUGACUUCCUCUAUUAGUUGUGGAAAAAUUGCGGAGGCCUUUGGUCUUUUUGAUGAAAUGAGAGCAGAAAGUUACAAGCCUAAUAUUGCAACGCUGGUGAUUUUGCUCUCUGCUUCUUCUCAAGUAUCUUCCCUGGAGAAAGGAGAGAAAGUUCAUCAAUACAUCAAGGAAGUUGAGUUCGGAAAGAAUACUUUGCUUGAUACUGCAUUGACUGAUAUGUAUGCAAAAUGUGGACAGCUAACAAAGUCCAGAGAAAUAUUUGAUUCAAUGGAAAAGAAAGAUAUCGUUUCUUGGAACGUACUGAUCUCAGGCUAUGCUAUGUAUGGAGAAGCAAAUUAUGCUAUAGAAAUGUUCAAAAAAAUGGAACAGACGAAAAUUAAGCCAAAUGAACUGACUUUUCUUGCUGUGCUCUCUGCGUGUGCUCAUGCAGGGCUGGUUGAAGAAGGAAAGACCAUAUUUAGAAGAAUGAAAGAUUCUUCCUUGCUGCCCACACUGAAGCACUAUUCUUGUAUGGUUGAUCUUCUUGGUCGUUCUGGUAAUUUGGAUGACGCUGAAACUUUGGUUUUGUCCAUGCCAAUUGCUCGAGAUGCAGCUAUUUGGGGUUCUUUACUAAGUUCUUGUAAACUUCACAGUCAGGUUGAGAAGGGUAUAAGAAUUGCAAAACAUGCUAUUGAAUCUGACCCGGAAAAUGAUGGGUACUAUAUAGCAAUCUCAGACCUAUAUAGUUCUGUAGGAAUGUGGGAAGAGGUAGAAAUUGUGCGGAAAAUAAUGAAGGACAGGAAAGUGAGGAAAGAAGUUGGCUGGAGUACAGUAUAAAUCUAUUUCUUGGGAGUCUUUAGCAACUCAAGUUAUGGUAGUAUUAAUGUGAUGAAGAUUUGGUGCGACUAAAGGUUUUACACUUGCAAGAGUUGUUCAAUUAGUGCCAUUUUUCUGCUCCAUAAUUUGCUUCACUUGCUGAGAAACAAUGGCUGAUCUAUGGUUGCAAUUGCAUUGCGAGCCUAUCAUUUUUCUGGCUGAUGAUAGUAA
Molecule: messenger RNA, 2582 nt
Organism: Solanum tuberosum (potato)
Lineage: Eukaryota; Viridiplantae; Streptophyta; Magnoliopsida; Solanales; Solanaceae
Product: pentatricopeptide repeat-containing protein At4g39952, mitochondrial
Exons: 1
Coding region: 87-2372 (761 amino acids)
Biological process (GO): RNA modification
Molecular function (GO): RNA binding; protein binding
Source: RefSeq, a predicted model, not a curated record